Lachnellula hyalina is the source of this 1392-nucleotide messenger RNA. It is a transcript of the gene ckn1, whose product is annotated as DNA excision repair protein. Lineage: Eukaryota; Fungi; Ascomycota; Leotiomycetes; Helotiales; Lachnaceae. Gene Ontology annotation, cellular component: nucleotide-excision repair complex; Cul4A-RING E3 ubiquitin ligase complex. Gene Ontology annotation, biological process: protein polyubiquitination; proteasome-mediated ubiquitin-dependent protein catabolic process; transcription-coupled nucleotide-excision repair. The record is from RefSeq and is a predicted model, not a curated record. The coding region runs from base 1 to 1392 and encodes 463 amino acids. The transcript is spliced from 2 exons. Gene Ontology annotation, molecular function: protein binding.
AUGAAUCAGCUCCUGUUUGAACGAUCCACGGGCCUGCUAAGCCCUGAACGCUUUGCACGCAUACAGACUACGCGACGCAUCUAUGCGGUCCAGUCUUGCUCGACACUGAGGUUCAAUGGUGGUGAAAAAGAGGUCACCAUACCGGAACAUGACGCUAGUCAAUCUUCUACAGGGCUUGAGCCGGUGGCAUCCAAAUUGUGGGCGCAUCAAGCUGGGGUAACUGCGCUCGCGGUGGACAUUGAGAACAGGGUCCUUCUUUCUGGGGGGCUUGAUUCCUCCAUAAGACUAUGGAAUCUGGAAGACUGUCCCACAGAUGCGAAGCUCACCCUCAAGCCCACUGCUGCGAUUUCCAGGCAAGUUUCCAACGGCCCAUACAAGAUAUACUUCUAUCCUUUCGACUCUGCGGCUUUUCUCUCUUCCUCGUAUGACCACCAUCUCAAACUAUAUGCUACAGAAACCCAGACAGUCUCAGCAGACUUCGAUUUGAAGUCUAUUAUUUAUACACAUGCGCUAUCCCCUAUUGCUCAGCAUGUGCUGGUAGCUUGUGCAACGCAGCAUCCUGCUGUCAGACUCGUUGACCUCCGCUCCGGAGCAAACACGCACUCCCUUGCUGGUCACCAUGGGGCUCUCCUAUCUUUGGCUUGGAGUCCUACAUUGGACUAUAUACUUGCGAGUGGAGGAGUAGAUGGAACGGUGCGAUUAUGGGACAUUCGUAAGAGCUCUGGGCAACUCGGUGUUUUGGAUAUGGAAGAUUCAACUGGCAUAGCUGGAACUGACGGUAUGGGCAAAAGUUCCCGAUCUCGAGAUACAGGGAAAGCUCAUCAUGGCGCUGUGAAUGGGCUUACUUGGACCGAUGAUGGCUAUCAUCUUGUCUCGGCUGGCCAUGAUGAGCGAGCACGGGUCUGGAAUGCUGCUACAGGCGCGAACACGCUAGCUAGUUUCGGCCCAACUCUCAAGAACGGGCAUUUAUCAAACCUCCCUCUCAUUGUGUCACCUACCGCUUCGACUCCAGCGGGCCAAGAGCUGCUAUUCUACCCCAGCGAAAGAGAACUACUCGUUUUUGAGCUCCAUCAAGGCAGACUUGUCAAACGCCUGAAAGUACCAGGACCCAAUAUAGCUUCUGUUAGGUCUAGGACCGGGGAGCGAAAUAUUAAGAAUAGAAUAACCGCACUCAUUUUCAGAGGUCAAGCUGAUGGCAUUUAUUCAGCUCAUACCGAUGGUCAGAUUAGGGCCUGGCUUCCAAAAACAGCAGAAGAUGAUAGACUAGAUAUAGAAGAGGACAGUCUCAAACGCCAUGCUCAAGGCGACGAGGACGAAGAUGGGAGGAGAAAACGGCAGGUCUUGAACGAUGUAUUUACGGAUCUGACUAGACAGAAAAUCAGUUUCGGGUGA